Molecule: messenger RNA, 6389 nt
Organism: Gambusia affinis (western mosquitofish)
Lineage: Eukaryota; Metazoa; Chordata; Actinopteri; Cyprinodontiformes; Poeciliidae
Product: dTDP-D-glucose 4,6-dehydratase-like
Exons: 12
Coding region: 128-1165 (345 amino acids)
Biological process (GO): nucleotide-sugar metabolic process
Molecular function (GO): dTDP-glucose 4,6-dehydratase activity
Source: RefSeq, a predicted model, not a curated record
UUUACAACUGUCGUAUAAAGCACAAUUCCUCUACUGUGCGGAAGAAAAUGAAGAACUUCUGUAUUGUCCGUCAAAAAAUAUGUUUUUAUGGCUAAAAUAGAAAUGACAGCUGAAGGAAGAGCAGAGGAUGACCUUUAAAAGGACGGUUUUGGUGACGGGCGGGUCUGGAUUUAUUGGCUCUCAUCUGGUAUGGUCGCUGGUCGCCGGUUACCCAGAAUGGAGGAUUAUUAACUUGGAUAUUUUGGAUUACUGCUGCAGUCCCAGGAGUCUGGACGGGCUUGAAAACAGAGACAAUUACAUUUUCAUUCAGGGAGACGUGUGUAACCCUCAGUUGGUGAAUCAUAUCUUCAUCACUGAAAACAUUGAUGUCAUCUUUCACCUGGCAGCUAAAACUCAUGUUGAGUCUUCGUUCGAGUGCCCCUCCGUUUUCCAGCGGGUCAACGUCGACGGAACCAGGGUUCUACUGGAUGCCGCCCACCGGGCUCCACACCGGCCGCAGCGCUUCAUCUAUGUCAGCACGGACGAAGUGUACGGAACCAGCCUGGAUGAGGCAUUUGACGAGGGCUGUCCGCUGAGGCCCACCAAUCCGUACGCUGCUACUAAAGCAGCUGCUGAGUAUCUGGUCAGGUCCUACUGGGACAAGUAUCAGUUUCCAAUUAUUAUCACCAGGAGCAACAACAUCUACGGACCCAGGCAGUUUACAGAGAAGGUGAUUCCCAGGUUUCUCACCUUGCUGCAGAACAACAACAAAUGCACUAUUCAGGGAACCCUGGCCAUGUCCCGCCACUUCCUGUUCGUCAGCGACGCCAUCCAGGCCUUCCUGCUGGUUCUGGAGAAAGGGACGGUGGGCGACGUCUACAACGUGGGAACAAGCGUCGAGAUUCCCAUCGUGCAGCUGGCGAGGGAACUCGUUAGGAUGGUAAAGAACGUGACUGAAUCUGAAGUCAAUGACUGGAUUGAGUUCGUCUCCAGCAGGCCGCAGGUCGACCUUCGUUACCCAAUCAGGAGUGAGAAGCUGCAGCGGCUGGGCUGGAGAGCAGAGACGUCCUGGGCUGAAGGCAUCAGACAAACAGUGAAGUGGUACCAAGACAACCCAGACUUCUGGUUGGACGUCAACGAGGACCAGCGAAUCAGAAAAGAGCCUGAAAAAGCCUCAAACACAUGACCAGGCGCAGUUUGUCCUGCAGCUUGACUGACAGGAACACCCGUUUCCCUCUCCAUGAGACUUGGAACACAGCUCUGGAUGAUCAUUCAGCUCAGGAACAAAAUUAAUGUUAAUUAUGUUUUGAAUGUGCCAGACGACAGUAAGGCUGAGCCCAACUGUUGCCGCCUGUAAAUCAACGCCUCGAGUUUUUGUAAUAAAUUAUUUUUGCUCAUUAUAAGACGAGCAUUUGUCCUCUUCUUGUGCUCAUCAGGGUGUUUAACGGCGAAACGACAGGAAGAAACCAACCCAGACACUGAUCACAUCUGCAAAUCCAAACCUUUAAUUGUGGUAAAAUCGGAAUAGUUGCACAGAUUUUUUUUUUUUAUUGAUUUUUUUUUGUUCGUUUUUUUUCGUGCAGUGCUCUUCGUGCACACUUGCUAAACUAAUACAUAAAGCAAAUACUAACUACCAGGCUGGUGCUUCUGCUAGAUCACGUCGAGCGGUCUGGCCAAUCAGUGAUGAAGACAGCACUGGGCUCCCAACGUCUUUUAAAUACACCCGCUAAAACAACAGUCACUCAGAAACAUACCCCCACUUUUUUAUUACUGUUAUUAUUAUUUAGAUUGCAGUUUUUUGUUUGUGUUUUUUUGCUGUUUUUUGUUUGUUUGUUUUUUACAGAGAAAGUCACAAAGUUGUUUUUGUGCAAUUAGUUUGCUCAAAACAAACCAGAACCACAAAAAAAAAUAAAAGAAAAAAAAGUUGUUUUUUUUUUUAAAAAAAGUAAAAAAAAUGUUUCCUGACUGGCCAGAAACUCUCCUGUGACAGCAUCAAUGCACUUGUUGCCUGAAAAUAUGCAAAUCACAACAACGUAGCAAUAUAACCACAGUCAAUUCUGCGUGAUGGAGACUUUAAAGACGGCCACUUGCCAAACAUUCACAACGAGGGUGUUAACAAGAAGAGGGAGAAGGGGAGUUACAAUUCCAAAAUAAAAAUAAUAAUUUUAAAAGAAGUCACUAAAAAGUAAAACUGACUUGACGAGAAUAUGGAUACUUUUUUUUUGUACUGCAUGUUACUUUUUUCUUAUUUUUUACAAAAUGGUCUUUAAUCAUAACAUUUUAAUAUUUUUAAUCCAAACCUUGGCAUAUUUGGAACUUAUUCAAAUCCGUUUGCCAAUCGGAGAUCGUUUAAAUGCUAAUAUUAGCGACGGAGCCUGUCGCACAAACAGGUUUAUGGAUCAUAAAUAUGACUUAAGGUAACCUGUGCGGGGUGUUUCACUUCAUAUUGUCACGGUAACAUGCAACACGACGACCAGUGCUUCACUGAGACGCAGUUCUUGGAACAAUUUUGACUUUAUUUCAUUAACAACGGAUGAUAUUUUCUGUUUAGAAUUUGUGUGAUUAGAAUAAAUAGGCUCUGGCCAAGACUUUUAAUAUUAACAGAUGGUGACGGUAAUAAAUUUGGUUUUAGGGUGAACGUGAAGGAAAAAGUAAAGGGAUUUCUUCGGAGGGACCUGAACGCCUCACAGGUUCCCGUCUUAAGUAUGGAAAUAAUAAACCAGAGUGAUUUUGGCACUCUCCAAAAGAAAGCACAAACCAGCACUUCCUGUUACAGUGACAUAAUGAGUGUGAAACCCCCACUCAUUGCAUCUUUAUUUAUUUUUUUUUUAACAUUAAAAAGCUCACACUACCCCAGAAAAAUAGAGAUUUCUUUUUUUUUUUUUGUCUCCACUCAUACCAACGACAUUCAACAUUCAAGUGCCAGUGUUUUUGUUUACUGUCUUUUGGUCAAGUCACUUUGUAAAACAUCAGCUUUAUGUAUUUAGACUUACAAAAAUAAACGUAUCGCCCCAAAAAUGCUUGAUAAAUUACACAAACUAGCAGCGAAAGUCGACUCAGGAACGCGGCAAAAAACAGUUGAAUCCUACAGUUGCUGUUGACUAGAGCUCCACCUGGUCCCAUGGAAAACAAACAAAAACACCCCCAAAGAAAAGAAGAAGUUAAAAGUAAAAACGGUUUCCUAUCUGGAAGGACCUUUCCUUACAACAAACACAAGCCACAUUAAACUGUGGGCAAACUUCGCCUGGCCGUGCUACACGACAGAUACCUUCAGUCGGAAAACCUCUCGGAGGCGUGAAGGAUGUGUGCUACAUAAGACUCAACACAAACAAGCCUUAACCAAACAGUAUUUUAGGCAAAACUGUCGAUUUAAAGUCAUUUUACAACAGGGAGGCCUGCAGGCCGCAGCAAUGGGAGCAUAGCACCAUUAAUUGUUCUUCAUGUCUUUUAAAUAAAUAAUAAUAAUAAAAAAAAGCACUCUUGCGAAUAACUUAGAGAGCACAGAGUCAUCAGCGUAAAUGAUGAGCGCAUCAGGAACAAACAACCUUCUGCUCCUUUAGGGCUGGGUAUUCACCACUAAUAUAAGGCAUCAAUGGGUUUUAGAAACGACAAUUUAAAAAAUUAAAGUGCUGGAUUUGGAAAUGAGAAGGGUUUUAUAGUAAAAAAAAAAAACAAAAAAAACUGAGUAUUCUUGAAAUGAUCUGAAUAAAUUAGCUAUAUUUAUAUCUUACGCGCACACUCGGUAAGAGGGUGUGUGGGGAGGGGAGAGGGACGGGGAAUAAAUGCCUACAAUGGAUUCUGCAUAGGUACAGGUCAAGUGUAAACUCGCAAUACUUGUACAUGUUGCAAUAACUGCAGUUAGCAUGUUAGCAGUUUCUAAAUUAGCGAGAAAUCCUACACGGGAUUUGCAGGCGUUUAAAUCUUUUAAAGUGCUAGAUGUGUUGGUAGUAGUGCCGGAAACGAUAGCGAGAGCCACUGAGAGUCGGCCUUGUGCGACUCCAAUUGGGACUAUAAAGAAUGACCAAAAGUUUCUGAAGAAAUGUGGCUAGAAAGCCCAAGAAUCUGUUCAAGAUGGAACAUCAAUGGCACAAAAUAAUUUUACACGCUUUGAGCAGCACCUGAAUUAAUUUGUGCCUGAUUUACGUUUGAAAGAACUUGUGCCAAAUGGCUGCUUUAUUGUAGAGCGAAUGCAAAACCUACCAGUACUGAAAUUUAUUGAACUUUGUAAAGUGGCGACACAAGAAUAAACUAAUUUAUUUCUUUUCUUUUGGUACAAAAAAGCAUUAAAUGAGACCCGCCAGCUUUGAAGAUGGCAAUCUCUCUAAAUGCCCUUCUGGUUGUUGCAAUCGUACCUUGAGGUAGUCAAUCUGUGACAUUCACAUGCAGAGUUAUAACAUUUACACGCCUACAGUUUCAUAUCGAGAGAGCAAUAGUUUGGACAUCGUAUCCAACCGAAAACAUACCCAGCCCUAACCAAUGUGUGAGUCAGUAAUUCAGUCAUUACAAGGCACUAUGCACAUUUUGGAAAAUUGGAUGUUAGCACGCAGCACGCUAACAGUUUUAUUUAAAUGUAGCAAAAAUAAUAAGAAGAUAAGUUUGAAAUAAAUACCAAGAAAUCUAAGUACAUAAUCUGAGCAGAACAGAACUUUUUUUCACUUUGGUAGAAAUUUGAGUGCCAAGCAGUAUUUAAGGUUUGAGAUUCAGGGCACAGUGGUAGUGAAGCAUUGCUCUAGCUCGAUUUAUUUGGCAAAUGCGACUAACAGUGAAUUUUGCUCAUGAGACGCACAUGCAUUGCAUAUCCGACUUCUAUUGGACAAGAGUGGCCUAUAAACAUAAACGCUAAACAUUUCACUUCCACUGUUCAGAAUUUAAAAUAAAAUUAGUAUAUCAAAACAUGCAGCUGCCAACAAAGUGCUUAUUCCUUCAUUGCCCCCUAGUGGUCAGUAGAAGGCACAGCAGCUUCUAGACCCCGCACUGUACUCAAUCAAGGAACGUGAUCCAAGCAUUUAGAACAAUAACACAGAAGUUUAAAGAACGUCUGCUUGGAAGCAGCAGCCGCUUUGGAUUCAAGUAACAAACACAGACAGUAUCCCUACUCAGACAGUAAAUAUAUCAACAGUAACACCGCUCACCGCAAGGUCAAAGUUCCAGGUUGGUAGUGGAGGACAUUUCCAACAGCUCAAUAGUGGUUUCAGUUCUGGGAAUUUCAUCAUCGUGGAAGACGCGGGUUGAAGUCGGGGCGGCUGCAUGACCAAACCUCCGCAUGUCGAGAUGUGCGGCUAAAUGACUGAACACGCAACGGAAAGGGUUCUGUUCACGCGGGAAUUUUAAACUUGAUUGUCAUUAGCAACUUAUUGUACCUUUACAGAUUCUAUCUCGGUGCUGGUUAUUUGCUGAAGAAGUUUAAUGUGGAGACUAUCAACCAUUGCUGCAUGAAAAACAAAACCCUGAUAGGCUAAAAACAUCCGAGCAUAACCAAGUGUUGGCGCUCUUAAUUUAACCAGACUUCAUUAAGGGCCAUUUAUUUUUGACAAAUAAAGCCGAGAAUGCAACUUACAUUUUUUAUUUUUUUUUAUUAUUUAAUAAGUGGAUAUAAAGAGCAACUAAUAAGACAAGGUGGAGUGCGACGUUCCAUCCUGUAAAGGCAGUCCUCUAUUCUCAGUGGAAAACUCUUUGUUUAUCGUGAUAAAGCCAACUAGUUUCCAUUACAUCCCGGCAGAGCAGAUGUGAGGGAACUGGAGCUAAAGAAUUACAUGUUUAAAAGAAACGGAAGAAAAGUAAAAUUUAAAUAAAACAUGCCUGGUAUUUUUCACUAAAGCCUGCUUUAGAUUUAGAGCAGUCUGCUCUGCAUUCUUAACUCCUUGACCAAAAAAACAACAACACUUGCAUAUGUUUUAUUGUCUUGGUCCGGCUUUGUCAGAGGCAGUGGGCAAUUUAGGAAGUUCUGAGCCCAAAUUAACGAAUUAUACUGCUGGAAACGCAACUCAUCUCCGUCCACCGCAGCUCUGAACAAAGCUUUCCAGACAAAGUCUGGUCCGUGUUGAGUGAUCCGAGUUUUACACGCCUCUAAUCCGUCACAUUUUCUGUGGAAAUCCCUCUGGUUUCGCUUUAAGUUUGCAACUAUUUACAAGUGUUUUUUUUUUUUUUCAAUCAAGUAAACGAAGUGCAGAUAAUGUCGGCGCAGAGUCGGUUUGGCAGAGUCUGCGACAGAGCCAAGCAGGACUUCCCCGGGGAUGCAGCUUUUCCACCAGCACAUUUUAGCAGCUCUGGUUCGGACUGCUUUAACUUAACCAGUUAAAGCAGGGUUAAAGUUUAGAGGACAUUUAAAUUGGAGAGGGGAAAAAAAGCCUCAAAAAGAAGGUGAGAAUGUUUUUUAACCAGGUGAUACCUCUGCAAAAUGAUGGGGGGGG